Messenger RNA from Purpureocillium lilacinum, 2430 nucleotides. RefSeq lists its product as uncharacterized. The record is from RefSeq and is a predicted model, not a curated record. Lineage: Eukaryota; Fungi; Ascomycota; Sordariomycetes; Hypocreales; Ophiocordycipitaceae.
AUGGCGACUACCCCCCCUGGCGGCACGGGAAAUGGCGAUGACCCGGAGAACAGCAAUAUCACGCCCGAAAUAGAGGCCGCUGCGUUGAAUCUCUUGAAUCUGCAAGCCCACAUGUCAGGCGAGCAACCUAGCUCUUCGGAUUCGAGCGCAUCAAACACUCAACGGGCCACUCCUGCCGGGGAUGGUGGUGGCGAGCCUCAUGGGGCUUCCGAAGCGCAACGCACGCAAGCGUUUCGGUGGCUUCUCGGCGGAUCAGACACCAGUGGCGAAAGCAGUGCAGCCAGCAAUGCCGGCAGCGGCAACGAUGCGGCGGAUGGCACCCCAAACGAAGAAGCUGCGCAGCCGCUCCCUUCAGAGGGCGCUCCAGAAGGCGGCAUGGAUGUCCCUGAAGAUGAAGGCCCUGACGAUGGCGUUCCUGAAGACGGCGAUUCUGGAGACGGCAGCUCUGAAGGCAGCAUUUCUGCAGGCACCCUCGAUUUUGCAAGCAGCCCGCGAAUCAAGCAGGAACAGUCCCCUUCGCCUGACAUCCUCAGCGAGGCCUCAAGCAGCAGCCGGUCGCGAAAGAGGCGCAGGGAUACGAGCAACGAAAGCGAAGACUCUGAGGAGCGCAAGCGAGCCAAGAAGCGCGACGAGAAGCGUGACAAGAAGGAGAGGAAGCGGCAGAAGAAGAAGGAAAAGCGUGAGAAGAGGCGUGAGAAGAAGCGCCAGAAGAAGCGCGAAAGGGCUACGCGGCGCAACAUCCUGCUUGGCCUGCAGAUAUCGACAACGUCGGCCCAGAGCGGUUCCAGCACCAGCGCGUCGGCUCAUCCUCACGAAGCCACCGCCAUCGUCAACGGCCUCCCGACGCCUACCACACCCUCCGACCCCGACUGGGAUGCACCCUCUACCGACGGUGUGAGUACUUCAAGGCUUCACGCGCCUUAUCCAUGGAUACCCGAUCCGCUGUGCGAUACAGCCAUCGAGGGCGUUGACGACACCAAUGACCGAGCGGAGCUUCAGCUUUGGAUGGAGUGGAAGGCCUAUGAUGCAGAAGAGCGAGCCACAGACGCAACUUUGAGGUCUCUCCGUCGGCGGCGGGCGGAGGAGGAGGCGGCACGCGCGGCCGAAGCGCAACGGCAGCGCGAAGAAGAGGUCGCGAGGCUGGCCAGAGAAGCGGCAUACAACCGCAGCUUGAUGAGGCUGCCCCCCGAAAUACGCCUCCGCAUCUGGCGCCUCCUCUUCGUGUCCGCGAAGCCCAUCCUCGUCUACCGCAACUGGACCAUGACAUACCGGCGCAAGCCCGAGCGCCGCAGCAAUCGCAUCACGGAACGAGGCAACGGCGCCGGCAACGGCAGAACCGCGCCAGACCAGACCUCCGACCUCUACGGCAUCGCCAUCCUGCGCACCUGCAGCGCCCUGUUCGUCGAAGGCGUCGCAGUGCUCUACGGCGAAAACACAUUCUGCUACCGCCUGCGCGACUCGCGCCCGUCCCUCGUCGACCUCGACCGCCUCUUGCUGCCCAACGCCGUCGACGACCUCGAUAUGGACGACGACGCCUUUCCCAUGCACAUGGACGUCGACGACGAGAACAGCGACGAUGGCGACGCAGAGUUCAUCUACCACGGCGGGAGGGGGGCGGCGGCCGCGGCCGCGCGAGGGGAAGAGGCACACAUCAACGUCGAGAAGUACUACUACUUCUUCCGCAGCCUGGCGAUCGAGGCGGAGCCGAACCGGUACUCGGACAGCACCAUGGCGGCCAUGGCGGAGGCCAUCAACGUGUUUGCGCCGCGUGACGGCCGUCCGCGGCCGAAUAUCAACAGGCUGGUGCUGCGCGUCACGCCCCUGCGGGAGAUGCCGCCCGACGAGGACGGAGACGGCAACGACGACGGUAACGACGCGGACUUGGACGACGACAACGGCCAGGGCGAUGAGGGCAGUGAUAAUGAAGACGGCAGUAACGACAGCGACGACAGCGACGCCGACGACGGCGACAACGGCGGCACCAGCUUCGACAACGAGCGCCACUACACCUUUGUAUCCUUCUUCAAGCCCGCCUCGCCCGUCAUGGAAGCCGUCCACAACCUGCGCUGCAACGUCCUCCGCAUCGACCUCAUGUGUCCCCACCGCGCCGCCGCCUCCGCCGCAACCGCCGCCCACGGGGUAAGAGCGUGGCAGCCCGGCCGCAGCUUCACCAUCGACCGCUCCGUGGAGAUGGUCCUGCGGGGGCUGCGCGAGGACCCGCGCCGCCGCGACCCCUGGGCGCGCGACCGAUGCAUGCUGCUGACGCGCCGGGAGCGCACCCGGCACGUCUGGCGCAUGAUGGACGAGGUGUGGCUGCACGUCGCGCGGUUCUGCAGGAGGCACGUCAGGCGCACGACGGCAGGCGGGGAUUGGGGCUUUGGCGAGGAGUGGACGGAGCUGCCGGAGGACGUGGAUGCAACGGGAUUCUAG